Molecule: messenger RNA, 1539 nt
Organism: Penicillium egyptiacum
Lineage: Eukaryota; Fungi; Ascomycota; Eurotiomycetes; Eurotiales; Aspergillaceae
Source: the annotation of a GenBank genome assembly
AUGCAGGACCUUAAACUGACAGCCGUUGUGAUGGCCUGCUUUGCGCUGUUCCCAAGCUACGCAAAUGCUUUUUGGCGUCUUCCUUGCCGUGGAAGAUCUGGUCUAGCCCGAGUAGACCCCAUUGUGGAUCCGGGUGAGGUUUCGGGUCACGUUCACGCGGUCCAUGGAGGUGGAAGCUUUGGCAUGAGCUCGGAUCAGAGCUCGCUCCUCAGUGCUGAUUGCACCUCGUGCGCAGUGACUCAAGACAAGUCCGCUUACUGGGCUCCCGCUUUGUACUUCAUGCACACCAACGGCAGUGCCCAGGUAGUUGAAGAGGUUGGAGGCAUGCUUGCCUACUACCUUCUGUAUGGAGAGAAUAUCAAGGCCUUCCCAGAUGACUUCCGCAUGCUGGCAGGUGACCCCUACCUGCGCAACUUCACCUGGCCAGUUCCCGACCCCCCCAAGUCCGAGUGGAGUGGUGACCAGGCCUCACAGGCUGCUCUGCGCCAGAAGGCCAUUGGUUUCAACUGUCUGAACUAUAAGACGACCGCUGAAGACUCCCUCCACCGCCACUUCUUGCCCGACAAGGCCUUCCUCGAUGAGCAUUGCACCGAUGGAGUCCGUAUCGAGUUGAUGUUCCCAUCCUGCUGGAAUGGCAAGGAUGCCGACUCCCCUGACCACAAGUCCCAUGUCGCGUACCCGUCCCUUGUUAUGGAUGGUACUUGCCCCGAGGGCUUCGAAACUCGCCUGGUAUCACUCUUCUACGAGACUAUUUGGGACACCUACGCGUUCAAGGACGUCGAUGGAUACUUCGCGCUCGCCAACGGUGACCCCACUGGAUUUGGAUACCACGGCGAUUUCAUGCAGGCCUGGGACUCGGGUGUGCUGCAGGAGGCCAUUGAAACUUGCACCAGCGAGUCAGGUGUCAUCGACGAGUGCAAAGUCUUCGACAUUCAGACCGAAGAUGAACAGCGUCAAUGUCAGUUCCCCAUCCCAUUCGAGAUCGAACACGAGGAUUGUGAAAUGCACCACGACGGAUUGCCUGGCGGCAUGCCUAUCGAGUGGGGUCCUGAGUAUGCCUCGAUGAAACCCAAACCCUCAACCACAACCGGCAAUGUGAUUACGCUUCCCACUAUUUCUGCUGGUGGUAUUUCGAUCGAUCCCAACACCUUGAUUCCCAGUAUCUCUAUUCCUGAUCCCAACACUUUGCUUGACAACCUUCGCACAGAUAGCACUGCCGAAGCUGUCACUUCCACUUCCACUUCGACUCCCUCGCCAACCCCGACUCCUGUCACAUCUACUGUCGUUGACCCCUUCACUGAAGAGAUCAUCUACCUCGAACGCGAUGUUGUCGUCCUCUGUGAUGGAAAUGGUGAGGCCUACUCGACUAGCACUGGCGCCGUGCGAACUGUCUCCUCUACCAUAACCACGAUUAUGGAAACCUCUACAGCCGUUUCGUACGUGAAGAAGGACACUGUCCCGGAACCUGAGGAACCGGUGCAGGCUGCUGGCCAUGCCAAGAGACAUCUUCACCGCCGCCACGGUCACAUGCACAAUUAG